This is a messenger RNA of Penicillium paradoxum, 2067 nucleotides long. RefSeq names its product putative phenol 2-monooxygenase. The transcript is spliced from 4 exons. Lineage: Eukaryota; Fungi; Ascomycota; Eurotiomycetes; Eurotiales; Aspergillaceae. Gene Ontology annotation, molecular function: FAD binding. The coding region runs from base 1 to 2067 and encodes 688 amino acids. The record is from RefSeq and is a predicted model, not a curated record.
AUGGGCGAAGAACACAAAUCCAUUCAAUCCCAGACCGAUGUACUCAUCAUCGGUGCUGGCCCAUCCGGGCUGAUGGCAGCCUACUGGAUGGCGCGUUAUGGGGUCAACGCGCGCAUCAUUGACAAGCGUGACACGAAAAUAUUCGUCGGCCACGCUGACGGACUUCGAGCACGGACGCUAGAGUUGUUCGAUAGCAUGGGUUUCCAGCAUCGUGUUAUGCAAGAAGGGUCUAUAUCCACCGAAGCGAACAUUUGGGUAUGUAUAAUCCUUGUUUCCCGCCGAGAUGAGGGCUUGGCUAACAAUGCCACAAACAACCAGGUUCCCGGUCCGCAAGGAAAGCUUAUGCGGCAGGGCCCAGUUAAUAUUUCCAAGGUUGAAGAAUCGCCCUUCCACAAUACGCGCUUGAACCAGGGCCGUAUUGAGCGGUUCAUUCUCGAUAGUAUUCGGGAGUACUCUGAUCUUGAAGUGGAACGAAGCGUGAUCGCCGAGUCCUUGGAGUAUGACGAGGCGUUCGAUAGUGAUCCCGAUGCAUAUCCUAUCUCGGUCAACGUUCGGGUUCGUGGAGAGGAUGAGGCGCAUUCGCCAACUGAACAGCAGGUUGAUGCUGGGUCAAGAGCUGUUCGUGAUGAACUAAAGAUUAACAAAGUGCUUCCUGAUGACUGGGCAGACCUAGCCCAGCGUAGAAAGCCCAAGAAGACACAGAUCGAAACGAUCAAAGCCAAAUAUCUCAUUGGAUGUGAUGGUGCCCAUAGCUGGACGCGAAAACAGCUAGAUAUCCCCGUGGAGGGGUCUAACACAGACCAUAUAUGGGGCGUGAUAGACGUGAUACCCCUCACUGAUUUCCCGGACGUCCGCCGCGUAAGCAUCGUAACCAACGCCGCCGGCACAAUCCUCAUAAUCCCACGCGAGCGUGGCCUAGUCCGAUUCUAUGUCCCCGUCCAAGUCUGCGAAGCAGGUGCGAGCGAGCGCUUCGACCGCUCAAAAGUCACACCAGAUUUGAUCCGCGCACGCGUACAAGCCAUUCUCUCCCCCUUCACCUUCGACUUCAAAGCAUGCAGCUGGUGGACAGUUUACCAAGUCGGACAGCGGAUCGCGGCGCAGUCCACAAAGGGAAGCAGGAUCUUCCUUGCCGGCGAUGCGGUGCAUACACACUCACCGAAGAUGGGACUUGGUAUGAACAUGAGUAUGCAGGACGGAUUCAAUGUUGGGUGGAAAAUUGCUCUUUCCGUGGUGGGGACUCUUAGGCCCGAGAUUCUCAAGACAUACGCAUCGGAGAGACAUCCCCUUGCGGAGAUGUUGCUUGAUUUCGAUCGGCAUUGGUCACCUAUGUUUACUGAUCAGGGACCGGAAGUGACAGACGCGAAAGCGAAAGAAAUAGCUACAAUCGCGGAGAAAUUUGAGGACUUCGCUGAUGGUUGGAAGGUCUUUUACCCGGCUAGCAGUCUUGUUUGCAAGGCUGGCGAUGAUGGGACUGGAUUUGCUUUUGCUCAGCACAUGAUUCCUGGAGAGAGGGUGCGGCCGGUCAAAAUUCUCAAUCAGGCUGAGGGAGGUACACAAUGGACGACGAAGGUGUUGGAAAGUGAUGGGCGCUUUCGGAUUCUCGUUCUGGCGGGUGAUGUGCGGAAUCCGAUGCAGAGGCGGCGCGUUGAGAUCUUGGCUCAGGUCCUGGCUGGUCAGUCUACAUCGUGUGCUUCACCUUUGGAUCGCUACUUGGAGAUUCCCGGUCGAUUUAAGAGUCCUAUUGAUGUGCUUACUGUCCAUGCUUCUCCGUGGAAGGAGGUGGAGUUCUUCGAUUUCCCAGAGAUUCUGCAUCCCUUUGAUCCGGUGAGGGGAUGGGCAUAUGACAAGAUAUGGUGUGAUGAUGCUUGUGCGUUUGAUCGUUAUUGUGAUGGAGCAGCAUAUGAUAAGUGGGGGGUUGAUCGAGUGCUCGGGGCGCUGGUGGUUAUUCGCCCAGAUCAAUAUAUUGGAUGGGUUGGUGAGCUUGGAGAUGUGGCAGAACUAACGGAAUACUUCGAUGGAAUUUUGGUGAAAAACCUGGCGACGGGUGAGAUAAAACCAGUCGAUUGA